Mus musculus (house mouse) is the source of this 4184-nucleotide messenger RNA. It is a transcript of the gene Lvrn, whose product is annotated as laeverin. Gene Ontology annotation, biological process: proteolysis; angiotensin maturation. The transcript has 20 exons. Gene Ontology annotation, molecular function: peptidase activity; zinc ion binding; metallopeptidase activity. Bases 81 to 2294 code for a protein of 737 amino acids. Gene Ontology annotation, cellular component: membrane. Lineage: Eukaryota; Metazoa; Chordata; Mammalia; Rodentia; Muridae. The record is from RefSeq and is a predicted model, not a curated record.
UAGCAGAUAUGAGCUGAGUUUCCACUUCUCUGGCCAGGUGCUUCAGGUUGGCUUAGAAGGGCUCUUUCUGAACCUCUACCAUGAUGAAGAUGAGCUCAGUUAUCCAUCAUCCUGGGUAUGCGGCUCUUUCCAAUAUGCCCCAGCUGGGUCAGUCUGAAAGAAUCGAUGUGAAUGGAAGCAGAUGGACUGUCACUACCUUCCAUACCACACCCCGCAUGCCAACGUACCUUGUUGCCCUUGUUGUGUGUGACUUAGACCACAUCAGCAGAACUGAGAGAGGCAAGGAGAUACGUGUCUGGGCCCGGAAAGACGACAUUGCAAGUGGAUAUUUAGACUUUGCUGCAAACAUCACAGGCCCCAUCUUCUCAUUUCUGGAGGAUCUGUUUAAUAUCAGUUAUCGGCUUCCAAAAACAGAUAUAGUUGCCUUGCCUAUUUUUGCCAGCGGCGCCAUGGAGAACUGGGGCCUGUUGAUAUUUGACGAAUCGUCCCUGCUCCUGGAACCUGAGGAUGAGCUGACGGAGAAAAGAGCUAUGAUCUUGAGCAUCAUCGCCCAUGAGGUUGGGCACCAGUGGUUUGGAAACCUGGUGACCAUGAGCUGGUGGAACAAUAUCUGGCUCAAUGAAGGCUUUGCAUCUUAUUUUGAACUUGAACUAACUAACUACUUCUAUCCUAAAGUUCCCAUGAAUAUGAUCUUUUUUUUUACCGUUUUACAUGGAAUUCUCGGAGAAGAUCAUGCCCUGGAGUCUAGAGCUGUGUCCACUGCAGUGGAAAAUUUCACAGAAACAAGCGAAAUAAACAGACUCUUUGACUUAUAUACUUACAAGAAGGGAGCAUGCAUGGCCUGGAUGCUUGCUAGUUUCCUGAGCCCGCACUUGUUUAUCAACGCACUUAAGUCUUAUUUGGAGACAUUUUCUUACUCAAAUGCUGAGCAAGAUGACCUGUGGAGACAUAUUCAAAUGGCUAUAGGUGAGCAGAAUGUAACUCAUUUGCCAGCAACAGUAAAAGGCAUAAUGGACAGCUGGACACACCGGGGUGGCUUUCCUAUCAUCACAGUAAAUGUGUCUACUGGCGUCGUUAAACAAGAGCCGUUUUAUCUUGACAAGGUUGAAAAUCAGACCCUUCUAAGCCACAAUAGUACAUGGAUUGUCCCUAUUUUUUGGAUGAAAAAUGGAAUCCCACAACCUUUAGUCUGGCUAGAUAAAAGCAACAUGAUGUUCCCUGGGAUGAAACUUUCAGAUUCUGACAGUGACUGGGUGAUUUUAAACUUCAAUGUGACUGGAUAUUACAGAGUUAAUUACGAUGAGUUAGGCUGGAAGAAGUUAAGUGAGCAACUUGAAAAGGAUCCUAAGGCCAUUCCUGUCAUUAACAGGCUGCAGCUGGUGAGCGACGCUUUCGCCUUGACUAAAAACAAUUACAUUGAGAUCGAGACGGCACUUGAUUUAACCAAAUACAUUGCCGAAGAAGAUGAGAUCCUGGUGUGGUUUGAAGUCUUACUGAACUUGAUAAACAGGGAAGUUAUUUAUGAUGUGAACAACUAUGCUUUAUAUCCACUAUUGAAGAAGUAUUUACUAAAGAGAUUUAACUCAAUAUGGAAUACUUAUUCAGCUAUAAUUCGAGAAAAUGUGGCAUCAUUACAAGACAAUUAUUUAUCUCUAUUUUCCCUGGAAAGGAUUUUUGAAACUGCCUGUUGGUUGGGUCUUGAAGACUGUCUCCAGCUGUCCAGAGAACUCUUCAAAAAAUGGACGGCUCAUCCAGAGACAGCAAUCCCUCCUCAGAUUGAAAACGCGGUCCUCUGCAGUGCCGUUGCUCUGGGGAGUGAUAAGGACUGGGACUUUUUGUUUAACCUUUACAUCAAUACGACCGAGGAAGAGGACGAGAGCCGCCGCCGCCGUCUUGUUCACGCAAUGAGCUGCAGUAAAGACCCGUGGAUACUUAACAGAUUUAUGGAGUAUGCCAUCACUGCAGUUUCCUCCAAUUUUAGUGAAACAAAUAUAAUAGUUGUUGUAGCAACAUCUGAAGUUGGCCGGUACAUUGCAAAGGACUUUCUAAUGGACAACUGGGUAGCUGUGACUGAAAGGUAUGGAAUGGAUUGGCUGGAUGCUCUAGUGCCUGUCUUAGGGAGGACCGUCAGUACAGAUCAGCAGGUCACAGAGUUGCAGCACUUCUUCAGUACUGUGUUGGAAGAGCACCAGAGGGUUGUGGUUCAAGCCAAAUUACAGGCAAUGAAGACGAAGAAUCUGCAAAACAAGAAGAGAAUUGCCAGGGUGGUUGAGUGGCUUCGGAAAAACACGUAAUCUAUGGCUUCUUGCAGGAUGCUUCUUGCAGGAUGCUUCUUGCAGGAUGCUUCUUGCAGGAUGCUUCUUGCAUCUCAUAAUCUUGUUUACUCACCGUUCUGGCUUCCAUAUUUAGUGACUGGAAAAGCCACACACGGCUUCUUUUAUUUCGGUCCCAUCUCCUACUCAGAGUCGUGUCCUUCCUGAUUUCACGUCUUUGCUGAGGAUCUUGUCAACAUUGCCAUGUAUCUGGGCAAACUUUUGCUACCCGUCAAGCAAGAAAGCCACUGAAAUGAUUUUAACUGCUUUCUUAAAGACAGUAUCAACAAACAAACCCAGACUGACCUAAGAAAGCAUCACUUAUUCUGAUGAAGUGGAGGCCAGUGAGCGUGAGAUCAGUCGCAUCCAUGGGGAGCACACUCCAUCUGGAGGGAAAUCCAGACCUGAAAUACUCUGUGCUUUAUUAAUAGUUUAAAAUGAAAGACCGGUGGGAACCUAAGGCGAUGUAAAGACACAGAAGCCAGAAAUAAAGGAGAUCGAUUAGGAUGAAGCUCAACCAAAGAAAGCCAAGUUAAGUCAAGUCUGAAAAAGGAGUCGACACUUUCAAAUGCCACAAAGCAAAACAGACAGACAGAUAGACAGACAGGCUGCCUCCCGCCCCUCCCCCACUUCUCUCUCCUGCAGUGCCUGCACCAUUGACUCCUACUUGACUGUUACUGUCAAAUGUUGUCACAAAAGGACAAAUGAUUGUAGAAUCUGCAAAAUGCCCUCAGGAUCUCUUUGAGGGGAUAAAAGCUCUGCCCCGCUCCCCCUGUCCCCGUUUCCGGGGACUCUGUGUGGUGACUCUGUGUACUUGCCUGUAGCUGUAGAGGACAUUCUUUCAGAGUGCCUGAGGUCAAGGGCUUUAAACUUUGCAGACUCAUCUUCUGGGCUAAGGAGAAAUUCUAUAGGAAGAGAACCAAAUGUCAGACCACAGCACAGUUCUUGUCAUUUUGUACACAGGAGAGUAAAUUCACUUGGCCAUGCUGAACCUACUUGCAAUGGGGGCCCAUGGACUUUACACAGUCACCGAGACACUGAGACACAUGGAGUGAGCUUAGAGCACAGAGCACAUCCCGCCUGCUACAGACACUGUGUAGCUGCUCAUCUAGUGCUCCUUCCUUUACAUUUUGUUGGUGGGUGGUUUUCCAGAAUGAGGGUAAAAAUUGCGUAUCUAUCUACCUCACAGUAGCAUUGUAAAGAUCGAUAAAUAUACUGUCUAUGAAAAGUCUUUAAAACUCCCAGACAAGACUAGAAGCUUAGAGAAGUUUGUUUUGGGCGACUCUGUUAACGAGAGGAAUCACGUAACAAGGGAAAGACUGUAUUCCAGGGACAGAAAGAGCAGUCAAAGAGAAAACAGGACCGGUGAACAACACAGAGGAAGUCACAAGGGAUGGAAAGAAAAAUAGGUCGUUGUCUGUUUCCUCAUCCAUGCACAUCACACAAUUGUGCAAAAGUAACACUAAAUGAAUACAAAAUAAACAGUUAAGUCAUCACACAUUCAAAUGUCGAUUUGGAAUUUGUAACAUUUCACAUUACUUAACGCCUCUAAGUUUUCUGGAGAAGGUUUUGUAUAAAUACUGGUGAAAGCAACAUUAAGUCACUGUGCUAGUGAGCCAACUCCUUCUACUCCAUAGUAAAGCUUAAAUGGCAUGCUGCUAUCUCCUAUAACUGACAAGGCACCCUUUACAAACCCAGAAGAUGUAACUGUACAACGCCUUGCAUAUGGCUGUGCAUUCCUGUGACUAAGGUGACUUAACAGACGCAAAUAAAAAACGUCUGUGCUGGCAACUUCCACUGGCUGGCCGUCCCUUUACCACCUUCCUUCUCGGAGAAAAUGUAAGUAGAUGAAUAAAAGUUAUUUUGACUUGA